GCGGCUUUAAACAGGGAUGCAACGGCCACACCUCGACUCCGCUUUGAGCAAAAGGAAACACCAUUUUACAAUUUGAAAUCCACCGACCCGGGCUUGUGAAAACCUACCGACCUCCCACCCACCAAAGCGCCAGCUCGUGUGCCGAUUCCUCCUCCUUUCUCUACUCAGUUCCAGUCUCUUUCGUCAUUCUUCGUCUCUCCCGCCUUUCUGUUCUUUGUCAGUUCGUAACCGUAUACACUCAAAACAACCAGCUUCGACAGCCAUUCACCUUUCCGAAACAAAAAAAAAUCCAGGCAAAAAUUUAAACUCUACUCGGCUGACCCAUCGCCGCGAAUUUCCGAUCCCUGUAUUCCAAACCCAAAACCUUUUUACAACACUACAAAAAUGUUCGCUACAAAGGCUCUCCGCCAGGCUGCUGCGCACGCCGAGCGUCAGCCCCUUAUCAAGUUUAUUGGCAAGAGGAACAUCCCAGCCUCGGUCGACCACACGCCCCAGCCUCACCCCGCAGCCCCGGGCAACAUCCUCCCCGGCAGCGGCGCCACCACCUUUAGCAAGUACCGCGAGCACGCCCAGCAGUUCGGCCCCCUGCGCAAGACCAUCAAGUCUGGCGACGAGGGCCUCGUCGGCGGCACCUCUGGCCACGACCUGGGCCCCGUCCAGCCCAGCAAGAGCGGCGUCUUCUUUGACCGCAGCGAGCUUCCCUCCAGGUUCCACCGCCAGCCCCUCAGCAUGGCCGAGAUCGAGGCCAUCGAGACCGGUGGUGCUGCCCUCUUUGCAUGAAUGAGAGGAGAGCAAGUGGAAAAGUUUGCGGCACUUUCGGCGGUUGAUUGAGCAAAGACGAAAAAAAAGACAAAGGCGACGCAAAAAGCGUCCCUGUCAGACGUGGGGAGAGACUAUAAAAAUGAUGAAAAGACUUCAGCUCGAGGGCAGAGACGUCAAGAGCCGGGAACCUUGACGUCUAGAAACCUGGGGUCUAGGCGAAACCCCCUUGGCGCCGACGCCAACCUUUGAUUAUUCAACAGGAACAUCAUCGGCGCCGGACAAAACAAAA
Messenger RNA from Pyricularia oryzae 70-15, 1051 nucleotides. RefSeq lists its product as uncharacterized. The transcript has 2 exons. Gene Ontology annotation, biological process: 2-oxoglutarate metabolic process. NCBI's taxonomy places the organism in Eukaryota, Fungi, Ascomycota, Sordariomycetes, Magnaporthales, Pyriculariaceae. The record is from RefSeq and is a predicted model, not a curated record. The coding region runs from base 385 to 780 and encodes 131 amino acids.